This is a messenger RNA of Rhododendron vialii, 3624 nucleotides long. Its product is annotated as beta-1,2-xylosyltransferase XYXT1-like. Gene Ontology annotation, molecular function: glycosyltransferase activity. The transcript is spliced from 6 exons. The coding region runs from base 1398 to 2981 and encodes 527 amino acids. The record is from RefSeq and is a predicted model, not a curated record. Lineage: Eukaryota; Viridiplantae; Streptophyta; Magnoliopsida; Ericales; Ericaceae.
AACACCCACAAAUGAGAGAGAACACUCGCAAGGGAGAUCGAGAAAACAAGAGAAAAGAAAAACCUACCAUCACCAACAAUGACGCUGGCAAAUGGGAAACCCCGCUGGAAAAUCCCAUGGCUGCGUAACAACUAGCAGAAUAAACGGACCUUAUUACCUCUCAACAUCACAUACCAUCCCGGCACAUCAUCUCCGGCCAGAAACCCGUCCGUAGAAUAAAAAACGCCGACCUCAGACCGCAAAACUCGAUCCACGACCAUGUGAUAAACAUCCGGUGAUGAACCAUUGGCAGCUACGUGGUGGAGAUCGUGGUGAUCAUGAUGGAGAAGGUGCAGAGAGGGGACACGAUGGAGAAGCCGCGACCAAGGCUAGCGGCAGGGGAGGAGAGGGGUGGGAGGUGAUGAGAGAGGAGAGAAAACUCUCCGAUCAGAACAAAUUUGGAGAGAAGACCCGAGAGGGUGGCGCCCUUCCUCCCACCACGCCCUCCCCUCGAUCAGAACAGAUUUCGUUUAAAUUUGCAUGUUACAAAGACUGAUAAGGGCAUAUUAUGGUUGUAAGGAAGAAAGAAACCAAACUCAUCCAAGCGAAAUUCCACCAAUCCAAAAAUCAUUAUGCUGAGGAUAAGGGUUACAAUUGAUCAAAGAGAUGUGACAGUCAUGAUACAUGCCUGUAUAAAGGCACGGGGUCCUAUCAAUUCAGAUACAUAAUCAGAAUGCUUUUGGUUGUUCUUUCUCUCUAGAAUUAUCUCCUACACAUGUUCUUGACAGGUUCACAAAGUUCACAAAAUCCAAAGGUGUUCUGGCUCUUCUUCGUUGGAGCAUUGAUGCAAUUGAACAAGCAGUCAAACAAGCAGUCAAUUGGGCAUGGGUUCAUUGUAUAUAUCUUGGAGUCGAAUGCGCUGUUAACCUGCUGCACAUCAGAUUCUCUGGCAUCGGUGGCGGCUAAUAUCGUCUCAAGGACAGCAACUUCAAUGUGCCUUGAAGCAACUAUUUUUUUCCUCGACUAUCAAAAUUCCAUCAGUUUUUCAAUAUUUGGAUUGAUAACGGUUUGGGUUCAGUGAUUUCUUUAAGACGAAGAUGAAUAGAUGUGAUUCAAGACUUCCAAAAGGAAAGGGUUAUCGAAUCGAAUAUGGUUUUGCGGUUUUCAGUAAGUUGCCGUACAGGAGAACAUAUCGAUGCGUGCCUAUGAUAGAAACGUUCUCCAAUACUAUACUGUUAAAUUGCCACAGGAAGCUGGGAUGUUUAUAUGAAAUGUGUUGUUUGAAUUCCUUUCUUUGUGCAAGUCUUUUAGUAAUGGUUCGGUUUGGUUUGGUUCGAUAUGACCGGACGUUUAUUCCAAUAUCAAUGCCAAAACUUUGAUCGCACGAGUAGGUAUUCAGAUUGUUAAUUGGAAGAUCGAUGGAGAAGGUACCCAGAAGUCUGGUUUUUGUCACAACUCCAUUUAUCUGCUUGCUUCUCGUCUCCUUGAUCUACACUGUCGAAUUCGGAUUUUAUUUGACUCCAUUAGAUGAAUUCACAAUCAUCGGUUACCAUCUUCUUCCCCGCCGGUCACCAUCUUCGGCCACCAUCUCAGACGCAGAUUGUUGUCAACCGACUUUGACACCGUCAACUUUUCCGGCAACCUUUCCUUCACCAACCAAUUUUUCGGCAAACCUUCCAUCACCGGCGACUUUUCCUACACCUGCCAAUUUUUCAGCGAACUUUUCCAACGCUGAUGUGGUGGGAGAUGAGAAGAAACUGAGAACGAACUGGGACGGGAGUCACGCAGAAGAUGAAGAGCAUCUUUAUCUUCUCUUGAAAAGACUACUGAAAGGAGAAGAUCAAACUCAACUGGAAGCUACCGGAUUUGUUUGCGAUUCUAAGAUUCGCACUGAUGUUUGUGUGUCCAGUAGACCAGUAAGAAUUGAUAUGCUUACAAUGAAGGUUUAUGCACCAUUGAGUCAGGGCAUGCCCCAAGCCAGUCGCACAGUCCAUCCAUAUGCGGUAAAGGACGACGAGGCACUCAUGAAUACUUCGGUUACAGCAGUCCAGAUACUUCCAGGAAAUAUCACCCUCUCUCCUCCUUGCGAUUAUGCCCACAAUGUCACAGCCGUAAUCUUCUCAUCUGGUGGAUUCGCAGGAAACAUAUUCCAUGAAUUCAACGAAAUAAUCGUUCCUUUGUUCCUCACUAGUCGCCACUUCCAAUCUCGCCUACAAUUUAUUCUCGCCAAUUUCAGACCAGAGUUUGUUGCAAAAUACGAUAAAAUUUUGUCCCAUUUGUCUAACUAUGAAGUUAUUAAUCCGGCAUCAAAUGGAGGCAUACAUUGCUUUCCUGGAGCAGUUGUCGGGCUUCACUACCAUGACAAUCUUGCCAUAACAACCACGGAAGUCCCCGAAGGUUCCUCCAUGCUUGAUUUCAAGCAGUUUCUUCGAGAAUCGUACAAUCUGAGGAUACGAGAUUUGUCACAGACAGAAAAACCGGUGUUGGUUCUUAUAUCUCGUCAAGGAUCAAGAGCGUUUCUGAACGAGGAUCAGAUGGUAACCAUGAUGAGGGAAUUGGGCUUCAGUGUCGUGGUCGCAAAGCCUGAUAUGAUGGGCAAUUUAGACACGGUUGCGGAGAUGUUGAACCCUUGCAGCGUACUGGUUGGAUCCCACGGUGCCGGGCUUACAAAUGAAGUCUUCUUGCCCGAUGGGGCUGUCGUGGUGCAAGUGGUGGGGUGGGGCCUAGAAUGGGUCUCAGAAUACUACUUUGGAAGGCCAGCUACAGGGAUGGGUUUGAAUUACCUAGAGUACAAAAUUGAAGCAGAGGAAAGCUCUCUCACCUCUAUCUAUGGCAGAGACCACCCUGUCAUUGUUGAUCCGGCAUCCGUACAGUCGCAAGGGUAUCAGGUUGGAAGGGCUAUCUACCUUAUACAACAGAAUUUUAAUAUUGAUGUCGCGAGGUUUAGAACGACUCUUGUGGAAGCACUUGGACUUCUUGGGCGGUCAGCUCCUUUGGGUUGAAGAAACAGUGUUUUGAGAUGAUUCUGUCUGGGUUACGCUUGAAGAUACUAUUAAGAAACAAAGAGGUAUCUGUGUUAUUUGGAAGAGAAAGAAAUGACCACUCGGUUUGUUUUAAUGUUAUACAUAUACACUCGCCUAGCUAGAAGAGGGUUGUUCGUUUUACGCAUCUCCUUUAGGCACUCGAAAUCUUCUAAACAACAAGAACAUCUCUGCUUCUACAACCAUGCAACAGUCUCAGAAAAUAGUACUAUAACAUUACGGUUCGUUGUAUCCUGGAAAUCAGACAUUUUGACUAUCUGUUUCAACAAAAAUUUGGGCAAUUGGAAAAGGAAUUGCAAAGGCAAGAAUAGACGAUUACCCAAUUAUUCUCCAUAGCUCUCCAAGAAAGGGAAAGCGGGGAGAGGGAGGGAGGAGCAGGACAUGGAAAUCUAAGUACUAACACCACCAUCUAAAAUUGUCGAUUUCUUGGAGGGAGAUGACAAUUGAAUCGCUAUCUUAAAAGAGCACCAAGACCUGAAACCCUGUUUUAAGAAUGUAUGCUUUCUCUCUGUUUUCUUAAUGAAUGUUGAUUUUGGCGCUCCAUUUUUUGUAUGCAGGUGUUCCACUUUUAACUUGAAGUUUUAUAAGCAAAGUGGAGCAUCUA